Molecule: messenger RNA, 1095 nt
Organism: Recurvomyces mirabilis
Lineage: Eukaryota; Fungi; Ascomycota; Dothideomycetes; Mycosphaerellales; Teratosphaeriaceae
Exons: 2
Coding region: 1-1095 (364 amino acids)
Source: RefSeq, a predicted model, not a curated record
AUGUCCAAAGCUCAAUGGUUGGACUACUCUCGCUAUAUGCAUGCCGAGCAUCCGCGGUGGAGACAUGCUUUCAUCGCAAAAAGAUGGGGGGCGCUCAAGAUUCCACUGAAGAAGAUCGCUGAAUGGAACCGUCUCAAUGCUCUGGGAGUCUUCGCGCCCGCUGCAGUUCUCAUUGCCCAAGUGGGAGGUGCUGCUGCUGCUGGCCAGGCUAUGAUGGGUGGAAAUGCUGUGGGCGGGGUAGGAAAUGCAGCAGCGGGCGGGACAGGGAUCGCGGCAGGCGUCGUCGGUGUCGGCCCUGGUGGUGUAGGCGGUGCGGGACAGGUCGCUGGUAGGCAAGGCGUUACACCAGGCGGUGGACAAGUCAACGUCGCUGGACUCGCCCUGGGCGUACCAAGAAAUGCAACAGUGGGCGCAGGCCCUGUUCACGUCGGUCAUGUACCUGGUGCAGCCAACCACCCGGUAGCCGCUGCCCAAGAUGCGAGCGACAAUCUGCACGCACAGAUAGACGUCGAAGAUCCAGAUCCAGACAUGCUGUACGACUGGGAUUGCAGCGAUCGUGUAGCAGAUGACAACACGAGCCGCCUGGAAUAUCUGCUUCAGGCAGAUCACUCUAAUGUUUUUGGCACCGGGUGGCAUGCGGCUAAGGAAGCGUGUAGAGGCAGGAAUACGACUAGCAUCUGGUUCCGACUGGAUGACAAUGAUCGAAUUUCUGAUAGGAUUGUCGUCAAGGAUACCUAUCUUACCCUGAGUCAGUGGGUCGAUGUACGAAAGUGGGAAGUGGAGAACCCGAAGCAACGGACUAUGCAUCCAAUGGAAUAUGGUGUCCAGAGCAUACUUCGCAAGACAUCUCACGAUCGUCAUUUUGCUUGGAUCCGCGAAGGUCCCGAUGACCCGGACCUAUAUCGCGAAGUCUCUGGAGGACAAGAUGCUCAUGCUUGGAACGGAGCUCGAGGCUUUCGCUCUCUAGAGACAACGGCAGUCAAGCCAGAUCUUCCAUGGUAUCUCAGCCAGGACGAGAAGAUCCUAUCGGCAAGCAAUAUUUGGUCAAUCGGCAGAACUAUGAUCAGCUUUAAUGGACCGGGUUUCCGAUUGUAA